AUGGGAGGAAAGGCUACUGGAAUGGAACAAUUGGGAAUAAAAGAGUUGUUGCCUCCAUAUCUUGAUCCAGAACUACAAGCUAAGGAUCUCAUAACAGGAGUCACAUUUGCUUCAUCAGUUCUUUCAAUUCCAAAACAACUAGAGUUAUUCAAAGAAUAUAUUGGAAAGCUUAAAGCUAUUGUUGGAGAAGCAAAAGCCUUAGAAAUUUUGAGUAAUAGCCUUUUUAUAGUACUCUCUGGCCAUAAUGACAUUCAAUUAAAUCCAGCUUCUAUUUUAAACCCAUCAUACAAUGAGCUCUUGGUCAAGUUUGCUUCUAAUUUUGUGCAGGAGUUGUACAAGUUGGGGGCACGUAAGAUUGGUGUCUUUGGUGUAUUACCAAUAGGAUGCAUGCCACUUCAUAGAAAUACUAGAGGAGGACUUCGAAAAAAUUGCGUAGAUUCUCUUAAUGAAAAAGCAUACUCGUUCAACAAUAAGCUCUCUAUUGAGAUAAACUCCCUUUCUAACAAAUUUCCUGACGCUAAAAUGGAUAUAAGAUUACGAAAAAUGGAUGUUGUGCUCUAG
Molecule: messenger RNA, 561 nt
Organism: Solanum stenotomum
Lineage: Eukaryota; Viridiplantae; Streptophyta; Magnoliopsida; Solanales; Solanaceae
Product: GDSL esterase/lipase EXL3-like
Exons: 5
Coding region: 1-561 (186 amino acids)
Cellular component (GO): extracellular region
Molecular function (GO): hydrolase activity, acting on ester bonds
Source: RefSeq, a predicted model, not a curated record